Symbiodinium necroappetens is the source of this 306-nucleotide messenger RNA. The record is from the annotation of a GenBank genome assembly. Lineage: Eukaryota; Dinophyceae; Suessiales; Symbiodiniaceae.
GCCGGAUACUUCGCACACGAUCUACCCAUCAGGUUUCGCAACAACGACUUUCAGCCUCUGCAGAAGCUCUAUCCACCGCCAACGGAGGCCUUCUCCACGCUCCCCGUCCUGGCAAGCCCGCAGCCUCAACAAGCGCCUCAAGCUGCUCAAGCCGCUGCUGCGGCCGCUGCUGCUCAAGCCUACGAAAAGGCCCAGGCAGAGGCCCUGGCCAAAGCGGCCGCUCUUCGAGAAGCACAAGCUCGGGAGGAGGCCGUUCGCCAGGCUGCAGCGCAGGCCCAGCAGCUUCGGCUACAACAGCAGGCAGAG